Molecule: messenger RNA, 1178 nt
Organism: Mytilus californianus (California mussel)
Lineage: Eukaryota; Metazoa; Mollusca; Bivalvia; Mytilida; Mytilidae
Exons: 2
Coding region: 59-1051 (330 amino acids)
Molecular function (GO): dioxygenase activity
Source: RefSeq, a predicted model, not a curated record
UCACCUACCUACUGAAUAUCACAUCCCGGUUUGUUUGAUACUAAUAUAUAAAAGCACUAUGGAAAAAGAGAUAUUAAAAUUGCCAUCUGUUGACAUAUCUAAAGCUAAAACACAUAGGUCAGAAGUUGCUAAAACUGUUGUCGAUGGUUUGGAAAACACUGGAUUUUUGUUUAUAGAAAAUGUGCAGGGGUUGAACUAUGAUCAACUUUAUGAAUGCUGUCAAUGGUUCUUUGGGUUACCAAUGGAGACAAAGAAAACACUGCUUAGAAAUAUAUGGAACUCCGAAAGUAACAAUGUUUACCGCGGGUAUUUUCCAGUAAGUGAUAAUGAACCAAGUCGAAAAGAAGGAUUUGAAUUCGGACGAGAUGUUGAUCCAAAUGACCAAACAAUUGCCCCAGGAAAUUGGUUUUAUGAAAAGUCUGUCUGGCCAGGUGAGGACGGAACUUUUCCUUUUAAAAAGUUUUUGCUUGAGACAUACGAAUAUAUGCACGAAACUGCUCUGGAGAUUCUGAGACUUGCAGCAUUAGGUUUAGGUAUAGAUGAGUAUGCCUUCGAGCCUAUAUUUUCUUCCAGGCCUAUGUCAACUUUUAGGUUGAUCCAUUAUCCACCUUGGGAUAAAAACCCACCAAAAAAUGCUGCCAUUGAAGACGGUAAGGUAGUGACUACCCCAGACCACACGGACUCUAACUUUCUAACUUUAUUGACUACUUUUAAUUAUAAAGGACUGGAGAUUUUGGCACCAGAUGGUAGAUGGGUAGAACUUGAACCAAGGCCAAAUACGCUGGUAAUGAAUAUUGGAGAUGUAUUUUCAAGAAUGAUGGGUGGUCGUUUUAAGGCUACUCGACAUCGCGUUAUAGACAUUGGAAUUGAUCGAUAUUCCGUGCCAUUUUUCCUCGAACCAUCCUUCGAUGGUGACAUUGGAAUCAACUUUAUGUCAAAGUACGGUUCGGAGGGACCCGGCCAUGUUGUGGAAAAAUAUGGACCUUGGGUCAUGAAUACUAUGAAACAUGUUAAGAAAUACUUUGAAUAUAGGCACCUACCAGAAUUUUGAAUUCUGAAUAAUUAAGUGCAACAUGAUUAACCUAACUUUACUAGGUAGUCUCGAUAAUAUAUACUAGAACACAUCCGCGACAUCGCGGGUCCGUGACUGAAUUAAAGUAUUGAAGAAUCAUGUAUAA